Messenger RNA from Mercenaria mercenaria, 1092 nucleotides. RefSeq names its product C1q-related factor-like. Gene Ontology annotation, molecular function: protein binding. The record is from RefSeq and is a predicted model, not a curated record. The transcript is spliced from 2 exons. The coding region runs from base 34 to 771 and encodes 245 amino acids. Lineage: Eukaryota; Metazoa; Mollusca; Bivalvia; Venerida; Veneridae.
UGUACUUGGAAACAUCAACGUGAAAGCUCAGUUAUGAUUUCCUACGUUGCGUUGUGUGCAGUGUUUCUGACUGUAAUAGCGGAGGAACCUCACUGUUCAAAAUAUGAUUUUGAAGAAAAGAUCUUGGAAAAAUUAGUUCGAAUGGAAUAUCAGAUGGAAAGAAUGAAAAUUGAAGGUCUUGAAAGAGCUGAAAACAUGGCAAAAACUAAAACGGAGGUGGCUACUGCUCUAGAGACCCUGGACCAAAGUGUGGCUAAGAUUAAAAGCAAACUUGAAGAAGAGUCCACCGCGUUUGAGCAGAAAAUGACAGAGACUGUUGGGAAAAUGAUGAAAAGAGUUGAAAAUGUUGCAGAAGCAUCAACAAUACCGAAGAUAGUGUUUAAGGCACGCCUUAAUUCACACAUGACCGUUACAAGUGGAGUUUACAUUGUUUUUCCUACAACAUUGUUGAACGAGGGUGGCGCCUAUGACUCCAGCAGUGGUAUAUUCACCGCACCUGUUAAUGGAACAUAUAUGUUUAAUGUUAUCUUUUGUGUGUUCGCUGGAAAGAGUUUGUAUAUUGAUAUCAUGGUGGAUGACACGAAGACGGCACCUGUAGUGUUCCGGAAUUCAGCCAACAAUGCUUGCCACUCAGCUGUUACUGUAGAAGUCCUCACGGUUGGUCAGAGGGUUGGGAUUCAAGUGUUGUCUACCCGAACAGGCAACGUUAUUUAUCACGGUUCUUCUACUAGAUGGAACACAUUCUCUGGAACUCUGCUUCAUACUCAUUAAGAAACUCAGUUAAACGCUUAUCAAACGGAGAAAACUGAUGCACUGUGUAUUUUUGUAGCUUUUUGUACACUAAUAUGCCAUUAUAGGUAUUCUUCACUCACUUAUUAUUCUUUUUAUCAUAUAGCGUACUAAACAUUUUUUCUGCCUUUUCUUAUCAGGGACGAGGUACUUUUUUACUUAUAAUUGUAUAUAUUAAUCAUAUUUAAACUACCUUUAUAUACAUGCAAACGACAAAAGGUUUGAUUUAUUGGUCGAUUGCUAAUAAAUCAUAAUUUGUAACCUUUUAUGCAGAUACAUUUCAUCAAAUAAAUGUGAAGUAUA